Hyaloperonospora brassicae is the source of this 420-nucleotide messenger RNA. Lineage: Eukaryota; Oomycota; Peronosporomycetes; Peronosporales; Peronosporaceae. The record is from the annotation of a GenBank genome assembly.
AUGUCAAGCGCACACAGUGGCAGUGGCGGGAUCUUUGCGGCUGGUAAUGGCAGCGCUGUGACCGGUGGCGGACCCGCGUUGGCCGACGGUAACAGGAACAAUUACAAUACGUUUUUUACGGCAGAUGAGAGUCUGCGGUCGCUGAUGCGCACGUCGGACAAUAUUGAACGGACGCGACGAACUGUCGCUGAGUCGGAAGAAAUGGCGAAAAACGUCCUCGUGGACCUGGAACUGCAGCACUCGCAGCUUCACGACAUGAAGGACAAAGUGUCCGAGACCUCGGGCUUGACGGGCCAAGUGCGUCGCGUAUUACAGAUGAUGGCCACUCGCUCGCGGCGAAAGAAAGUCUGUCUCUACCUGGUCAUCGCGGCAUUGGCAGUCACCGAUAUGUUGGUGUUCUAUCUGUUGUUUGUACGUUAA